AAAAAAAUUAUAAUAAUAAGAUGAGUGACAAAAAGAGUUCGGAUGCCCCGUCUUCUCAUUCGAAGAACGGUUAAGGCAUCCUACAUCUCUACCCCUUCCCCGACGCGGCCUCAUGAGGGGCACCAGUGAGGCAGUGGAAUAAAUCCCAGCUGCGAUUGUGGUGACACCCCGACUCGAACUCACCUCGGGAAAUUCCAGGACGUUGACAGAGCUUUUACCACUCUGGCACCGUCCCUUCUGGUUCAGAUGGGUAGUGUUUGACUUCCUAUUUAUGUUUGGUGGACAGUGAAUGAAAAGGGCAAGCGAAAGAAGGAGCUGUGUGGUAUAUCCGGGCAAACGAAACGUGAAUGGACCUAUAUACAAGAUGUGAACCCUCAGGGCUAUGGCUAUGUGUCAAGCUAUGAUGGCGCCAUGCCAGUUGUUGGACGAGAGCCCUUGAACGCACUCUUGAUCUUUGCAAGCCCCUUUCCUCCAUCUGACAUGGUUCCGUUGGCAACAGAAGACGUCUACUACGUGAAACCUGGCCUGGUCACAGGCUUGGAACAGAUCAAAAUGCCGUCGUCUAUUUUGCUCCGGGCGUAUACUGGUUUACAGGCUCCGCGCACGCCAUUCUCAGUGAGACUGUCAGCUGGGUCUACAAUGCACCCGGAGCGUUUGUCAAAGGUGCCGUGCAAUGCAAGAAUGGCAACACUCGCCCCUCAAGGCGUCUGGAUUCGGUGUCAUUUCGGGCUAGCAGUAUGUUUACCAAGCAUACCCUGCGGAUAACUAUCGAAACAACAAGUCAGAUGCCACCUCAUUCAAAAUGUGACGCGGAGAAGGCGUGACAGUUGGGCAAUGCCUGACCACGAACGCUCCUCCAUUCAAUGUCAUGGACUUUUACGGCGACCUCGAUCACUUUUCGUCAUCAGCGAUUGAUUACAAGCAAACGGGCAGCCUGUUUACUCAGACAGACGGCCUGCAGAUGUAUCCCAACAGCCAUCUUCAGGACGAUUUCUAUCACACGGGCGAUGACAGUAUCAAGACUUAUUAUUCAAACAUCAAUGCGAC
Xylona heveae TC161 is the source of this 1047-nucleotide messenger RNA. Its product is annotated as glycoside hydrolase family 49 protein. The transcript has a single exon. Lineage: Eukaryota; Fungi; Ascomycota; Xylonomycetes; Xylonales; Xylonaceae. The record is from RefSeq and is a predicted model, not a curated record. The coding region runs from base 412 to 765 and encodes 117 amino acids.